This is a messenger RNA of Nematolebias whitei (Rio pearlfish), 1143 nucleotides long. Its product is annotated as EH domain-binding protein 1. The record is from RefSeq and is a predicted model, not a curated record. Bases 109 to 1143 code for a protein of 344 amino acids. NCBI's taxonomy places the organism in Eukaryota, Metazoa, Chordata, Actinopteri, Cyprinodontiformes, Rivulidae. The transcript is spliced from 10 exons.
UGGGGCGUGUGCGCGAGCUGAACCCCGGCGUGUCGCUGUCACCAGGAGUGGGGGGCACGCGCCCUCUGCGUUUCAUCCCGCUUUUCACGCGUGUUUUUUACAUGAACCAUGACGUCAGUGUGGAAGCGGCUCCAGAGAGUGGGUAAGAGAGCCUCCAAGUUCCAGUUUGUCGCCUCGUUCGAGGAGCUCAUCAUAGAAAGCACGAAGAAAUGGCAACCAGACAAACUGAGAGUGAUGUGGAUCAGAAGAAACAGACGCCACACCACCAAGCUUCACUGUUGGCAGCCGGGGAUUAAGAACCCCUACAGAGGACUGGUUGUUUGGCAGGUUCCAGAGAGUUUAAACAUUACCGUCACACUGUUCAAGGACCCCACUGCAGAAGAGUUCGAAGACAAGGACUGGACUUUUGUCAUAGAAAAUGAAACAAAUGGCCGUAGAAAAGUUUUAGCAUCAGCUGAUGUUAAUAUGAAGAAGUAUGCUAGUUCCACCCCAGCGCAGUAUGACAUCACUCUGAAGCUCAAACCGUUGUCUGUGAAAGUGGUGGAGGCCACGCUCAGGCUGAAUCUGUCUUGCAUCUUUCUAAAGGAGGGUAAAGCUACGGAUGAGGAUAUGCAGAGUUUGGCCAGUUUAAUGAGCAUGAAACAGAGCGACAUCGGCAAUCUGGAUGACUUUAAUGACAGUGACGAUGAAGAUGGUGAAGAGAGACGGGUCAGCUUUGGAACUGGACAAACUACUCACGCUACUGAAUUCAGGAGCCAUCUGGACACGCUUUGUGAGGAGGACAACAUGUCUGCCGGACCUGCAAGCUUUGACUCUAGAGUCUCUGCCAGCCAGAAGGCGAUGGAUGCAGAUGGAAAAACAGCAACAACUGGAGCUGGUGAGACUGAUGCAUCAAGAGGAAACGUACAUUGCAGAAUGUGGCACUCAAUUCCUGACAUGCCAUUGUUGUUGACCAUUAGUGAAAGCUCUGUGAGGCAAACGCUUACUAGAGAGGGAAGUACUGUUGCGACAGAAACAGAGAGGAAUAAAGUUACAGAGGACAGUCGUGGGUUCUUGUCCUCAGAGACGCCAAGUAACUCAUUCACAUUAGAUUCUUUGUACUGUCAUGGUCCUGGUCAGGCACAUGGAGGGGAGAGUGGGUAA